This is a messenger RNA of Haemonchus placei, 516 nucleotides long. The record is from the annotation of a GenBank genome assembly. NCBI's taxonomy places the organism in Eukaryota, Metazoa, Nematoda, Chromadorea, Rhabditida, Trichostrongylidae.
AUGUCGGACAAUCCCGGGUUCCGACAAGAUAUGCCUCCUCCAGGGGGCUAUAGAAGUUUCAAUUACGGUCGCACGUUCCCAAAGCUUGUUUGGAGACCUGGUCUCGUAGUGGCCGCUGUAUUCGGAGCAACAGUUGCUGGUACAUUUCAGACUUUCGCUGCAAGGAAAGCCAGAGUGACUGAGAAAUUCGAAGACGUCGAUAUUAAUAAUGCAAUGGAACCGUUUCUUAUUGCCGAACGUGAUAGGAGUUGGCUGAAAUUGUUGAGGAAAACCCGGGAUCUAGAAGAUGAGGUUAUGAAAGACGUUCCUGGAUGGAAAACAGGAACAUGGUAUGGUGAGCCAGUGUACUUCACCCUAGGAGACAAGUGGUGGGAUCCUGCUUAUUUCGAGAUCUUCGCCCAUUCAGAACACGGCCAAUGGGCCAAAGAGCACACUUGGCGUCAUCACUCUGAUUAUUCAGCCCCGAAAUUUUACGACAAAUGGAUACCGGCAUCUAUUGCCAAAUAUAUCUGGUAG